UUUCCCUCUAUAAUAAAAACAAACACAUAGUGUUGAAUACCUCACUCUACACCUCUUAAUUUCACUUCACUUUAAAGCUAAAAAAAUAAAAUCAACAUAUUUAACUCUUCAUUUCUCCAUCUCCCUACUCAAAACCUUUUGCUUCUCUAAUUCUAGAGUCAAUUAGGGUUUUUCAUCUUUCUUCUUUUAUGUGAAGUUAUAUAUAAUUAAGAAAAAUGCUACAAUGGAAGCUAUGAAUAUAACUUCAUUUUUUUCCUCAUUAAUUUUCUCUAUCAAAGAAAUUGUUAUUGCAUUUCUCAUUCUUCUUCUACUACUCUCUCCUAAUUCCUAUUCCUUAAACCCUAAUUAUAAACAUGAAACCCUAAACUCUACAAAGGAUGUUUUAGUUGAAGAGAAGUCAAGAUUGGGUUCGAUGCCACCAAGUUGUUAUAAUAAAUGUAAUCAAUGCCAUCCAUGUAGGGCAAUUCAGGUUCCAAGUCUACCGAGUAAUAAUGGUGUCGAACCAAGAGGUGGUGUGGCUCGAACCCAAGCUAGGUCCAUGGACCACACCACUAUUGAAUCGUCAAUUUUACAUGCAGGAGCUAGCAGGUACUCGAAUUACAAGCCACUUGGAUGGAAAUGUAGAUGUGGGGGUCACUUCUACAAUCCAUAGCUCAAAAUUAUCUAAAUUUAUUUAAAAUGAGUCAAUAGAACAACAAUUGAAAUGCCCCUUUUUAUAUUAUAUUAUAUUAAUAGAGAGAGUAAACAUAUGGUUGAGAUUUGUAAAAAUUAGAGAAAGUCAAGUCAAGGCAAGACAUUAAAUGAGGUUGUUAUAAGUAGUAUUUACUAUGGUUGUACAUAUUCAUAAUUAAAAAGUGAUUGAUUGGUAUGGUGUUGAUAUGAAUGUAGUGUUGGAUAUAUGGAUCUUGUUAAAGUA
Solanum pennellii is the source of this 916-nucleotide messenger RNA. Its product is annotated as EPIDERMAL PATTERNING FACTOR-like protein 1. The coding region runs from base 224 to 652 and encodes 142 amino acids. Gene Ontology annotation, biological process: guard cell differentiation; stomatal complex development. The record is from RefSeq and is a predicted model, not a curated record. NCBI's taxonomy places the organism in Eukaryota, Viridiplantae, Streptophyta, Magnoliopsida, Solanales, Solanaceae. The transcript is spliced from 3 exons.